AACCAGACAGCCAGAUGGUUUCCUCAACUUAUUCCCCUAUCAGCAUCGGACGGCUCAGAUUAUUCCAACGAAGUCAUCGGAAAAUAAAACAAAACCAUCGCCAAUAAUCUUCUUCGCCUGAGAGAGAGUCUAAUUAGGGUUGCUGAGAGCUUCGACCAAGAGAUGUGGCACGAAGCGAGACGAUCGGAGAAGAAGGUGCACGACAUGAUGGACGCCGCUCGGAAGCGAGCUCAGCGACGAGCCAUCUUCUUAGCCAAACGCCGCGGAGAUCCCAUCCAGUCCAUCCAAGCCGUUGGUUCCCGCUACAAAAUCUUCCGCGACGACGGUCUCUACCAAGCCACCGAGGAUCAGCAGGGCCUGAUACCUUGGAACGGGAAGCAGGAUGUUAUGAUUGAUAGAUUCGAUGGACGUGCUGUGCUUGAUUUUGUGCGUGAGGCUGGCUCGAGAAGCAUGCGGCCGCAUAAGAAGUCGGAGGAGGAGGAGGAAGUUGAGGAGUUUGUUAAUUUUGAGCGUUAUCGGGAUUUAAUUAAGCAUCGCCGUAGAGGAUUUUCUGAUGGAGAGGGUUUGCUACACGUCCAUCAAGAGCUUGAGGCUAAACUUGCUGCACCCUUCCUUGGAACAAGACCACAACAAGGGCAACCACCUGCAAACAAAGGCACGUAUUCACAGGUUGGGUUUUCAUAUGGUGGAAACGGGAAAGAGGCGUCGUUUGAUGCGGAGGAAGAUGAUGAGGAGGAGGAGGAUGAUGAGGAUGAUGAGGAAGGUUUUGACAGUAAUGACAGCGAAGACGAAGGAAUGGAAGCGAUUGCGAAACAGUUUGGCGUGAAGCGGUAUGGGUGGCUCGUUUAUAUGGACAAGAAAGCAAAGGAGGAGGAGAAAAGGCAGAAGGAACUUAUCAAAGGCGAUCCUUCAGUUAAGAAACUAAGUCGCAAGGAAAGAAGAAAGGUUUCUAGGAUAGAGAGGGAUAGAGAAAGAGAAACUUCAAGGAGUUUUGGAAGGCACAUGAUUCAGCAUGAUCCCUACAGGGAGACUCGAAGGAGUCCUACUUAUGAGGCUUAUCCGCGUUCAAGAAGAUCAAGAUCGAGAUCAUAUUCUCCGUCAUACUCAAGGAGGAAUGGUCAUGGAGACGACUCUGGCGAAAUCAGCAAGCCCAAAAUCGAGUAUAUUACAGAAUUUGGAGGCUCUGGAGACGUGGGAAGUCCAAAGUUUGGAGGAUAUUCCCCACCGCGGUCACCACCAUCUCAAACUGACCUAUUCACCCGACCAUCUUCAGGACAUAUUCUUGAGGCGCUGCAUGUCGAUCCUGCAUCUGGUGUAUCUCUUGAGAAAGACAAGAUUGUUAAACUACCUAAACCGUCAGUGAGUACUUCCUCGGCACUAGCGAAGCUUUCAAAAGCAGGUACCUCUUUGGGAGGAUCUUCGAAGCAGAAGCCAGCGGAGAAGAAAGAAACUCCGCAAGAACGACUGAAGAGAAUCAUGAACAAGCAGCUAACGCAACAGAUUAAGAAAGACACUGCAACGGAGACUGCUAAAAAGCGAGAACAAGAGAAGCAGAGGCUGGAGAAACUAGCGGAAACAAGCCGGUUGAGUCGGAGUAGAAAUCGCAGCCGUAGUAGGAGUUAUAGUCGAUCACCACCACCGAGGUUAAGGCACAGACGAAGCAGGAGUAGAAGCAGAAGCAGGAGCAGGAGAUCCCGCAGACAUGGUUCGAGAUCACUGUCUAGGUCCCCGUCUAGGUCACCAUCACGCUCUCCUAAACGCUCGCGCAGACGCUCUUCCUCGUAUUCAAGGUCUCCGAGGCGUAGAAGCAGGACAAGGCACUGAACUAAGAAGGAAUGAGAUAAAAGAGGGAACUCUUAUUGUUGAAGCCAAUAGACUAUAUGUUGCCUCUUUUCCUAUAUUUUUAUAUAUUUGUUAUUGUGUGUUUUCUUGUUUUCUUACUUUCUAUCCUGAAUAAAGUUCGACUGCGACAUUGUGUCA
Messenger RNA from Brassica oleracea var. oleracea, 1980 nucleotides. Its product is annotated as CLK4-associating serine/arginine rich protein. The transcript is spliced from 13 exons. The coding region runs from base 163 to 1824 and encodes 553 amino acids. The record is from RefSeq and is a predicted model, not a curated record. Lineage: Eukaryota; Viridiplantae; Streptophyta; Magnoliopsida; Brassicales; Brassicaceae.